This is a messenger RNA of Rhodamnia argentea, 823 nucleotides long. RefSeq names its product dirigent protein 2-like. Lineage: Eukaryota; Viridiplantae; Streptophyta; Magnoliopsida; Myrtales; Myrtaceae. The transcript is spliced from 3 exons. The record is from RefSeq and is a predicted model, not a curated record. The coding region runs from base 1 to 723 and encodes 240 amino acids.
AUGGUGGUGGAGGUGGGUCAUGGGUGGCUAUGGACAACGCUCGCGGUCAGCCAUGGACGACUAGCUCGCGGCUUGGAACGAGCGGCUCACGACUCAUCCAUGGCUGUUGUCGGCACCAUUCUGCCAAUUAAAGUUGGCUCGGUCAACACUAGCGACUCUACCGGUGGCAAGGGAGUCAUUUCUCAACUCCAACCCAUCUCCCGCACGCCAUGGCUCACUCCAACAUUAAUCUUCUUCAACCUCUUUCAAUUCUUCUGCUUCUUCAACAUCUUAAUCACCGCAAAAUCGGAGACCUUAUUCGCCCGGAAAUUAUCGCCAUCAGAUCAAUCAGGCCUCAAACCCAAGACGCUGACUCAUCUUAGCUUCUAUCUCCACGACAUCCUCACCGCGCAACACCCGACGGCUGUGAUCGUCGCCCAGGCCGCAAUGACUAACCAGUCGCUUGUCGGGAGGGCCCAUGGGGUGUAUGCAUUGUCAUCACUAACGGAGCACAUCCUCACAAUGACGAUCAACUUGGUUUUCACCGCAGGGGAGUGCAAUGGGAGCACCUUGAGCGUGCUAGAGCAAAACCGGAUUCUCACUCAGCUGAGGGAGCUCACGGUCGUCGGAGGAACCGGCGUUUUCCGACGGGCUCGUGGUUACAUUCAAGUGAGCACUUACUCCCAUGACGCGAAGACGAAGAAUGAUGUUAUAGAGUACGAUGUGUACGCGCAACAAUAUUGAACAAGAAGCACCACCAUGCAUGCGUGAUGAGAAUAAAAGAAGUUUUAUUUUGUCCCUGCUCGCUCAAACACUUCAUUUCCACGAGGCCGUGGGAGGGACU